Messenger RNA from Coregonus clupeaformis (lake whitefish), 586 nucleotides. RefSeq names its product adhesion G-protein coupled receptor G7-like. NCBI's taxonomy places the organism in Eukaryota, Metazoa, Chordata, Actinopteri, Salmoniformes, Salmonidae. The coding region runs from base 39 to 479 and encodes 146 amino acids. The transcript is spliced from 3 exons. The record is from RefSeq and is a predicted model, not a curated record.
GGUUCCUGAUCCCUGUGGCGUUCAUUCUUAUCUUCAACAUGGUGGUGUUGGUAUAUUUUGCAGUUACAACAUCCAAGACCAACCCACAUAUAACCAGUACAAGACACACAUCGAUGAAGAAGAAGUUCCUCAGUAGCUUUUCUCUGGCUGUGGUGCUCAGUCUCUCCUGGAUCCUGGGCUAUCUGUUGCUCAUUACACAGAACCAGACCAUGUACACCAUACUCAACAUCUCCUUCUGUGUACUCACCACCACUCAGGUAGUAAAUGGCUUGCAGGUUUUCAUUCUGUUCACAGCAAGAACAGCAAUUGUCAAGAAAAUGAUGUCAAGUGCUUUGAAAUCUGUCUCUAGCGCUAGAAUCCCUCUUCACACCAAGAAGUUCAGUCUAUGGCGAGGCGAGCAAAGUGAAAAAGUAGAAUCAUACACACAGCAGGACACUGAUCUGUCAUUUCCACCUUGUUCCUCACAGACAUCUAACUGAUGGGCUGCAAGUUCAACCUCUGUUGGAAAAUAUCUCAUAUACCGCCACUAUUGCCAAUAACAUACAGUAUAAUACACACCAUUUUGAAUCAAUGUAUUUUUACUGUG